UAAUCGUUUAGUUGGAUUGCUGCGAUUUUUCCAGAUUUUCCGAGUACUUACAAGAGACAAAAAGUGGAUCAGAUAAUGCUGGAGACCCUAGAAAUUAGCGGAUCUUUUAAUACAGUAUAGCCACCGAAUUGGCAAGAAGAAGCAGAGCGAGUGGGGCAGCCAAAACAACGAGAAUCACACGCACGCACACAGCCACAAAAAUUACGUGCAGAGCGCAAUCUAUUCCCCCCAUUUUCCACCGAAAAUACAGCAAGGCAGUCGGAAAAUCAUCCAAAUUGCGACCCAUUUUGGCGAGCGACGGAUAACCAACAAGUGAAUAUAGAAAAGGAAUCCCUGCAACGCGAGGCAUCCCCAGCAGGAGUCACAACAAUAACUUUGCAGAUCAGCAGAGCAAGAAGAAGAAGCGGCGGCCAGCUGAGUAGCAAAGCGAAGCAAAGCAGGGGCGCAGGGGAAUCCGAGUCCAGGAGUAACUGCAGCGGGCGCGGAGGAAGCGGUACACGGAACAGAGGCACAGAGGCGGCGGGCAGCAGCCACCAUGAGCAUGGUGCGGCGGAUUAUCCUGCUGGGCCCCAAAUACAGUUUGUGGGCAAAGGGAAGCGGAGCUGGUCAAACACAGGGCUCGGCAAGAUGCGUUAUCCUAAGCGCAGGUCCUGCGGAGAACAGGAACUGUGGCGUAAGACGCUUCCACCUGGCAACGCGGAACUGCGCGAGGAAUCGACUGAUGAGACUGGAGCCCGCGAUGGCAAUACCGGCGUAUAUUGAUGUAACCAACGCCCACUCAAGAACGCCGGAGGACACCAGCGAAAGUGGGAGCGGCGGCGAAGGUGGAGCUAGUGCGUCGGGGGGUAGUGGAGCGAAGAGCCCCGGCGGUGCGGCUGGGUCUGGAGCAAGUUCGACCAGUGGUGCCGAUCCACCAGGCGGUGGCAGUGACAAGUUCCUCUCGUGCCCAAAGUGCGGUAGCGCCUGCACACAGGUUGAGACUUUUGUCAGCUCGACGCGGUUCGUUAAGUGCGCCAAGUGCAACUACUUCUUCGUGGUGCUCUCAGAGGUGGAGACUAAGCAGCGCACCAAGGACGAGCCCAAGAACCAGCGCAAGCCGCCACCUCCGCCACAGAAGAUCAUGGAGUACCUGGACAAACACGUGGUGGGCCAAGAUUUUGCUAAAAAGGUGCUGGCGGUGGCCGUCUACAACCACUAUAAGCGCAUCCACCACAAUCUGCCGCAACUGCAAAACCAGGGAGCGGGUGCCAGCAAUGGAGCCGGUGGCGGCCUAGAUGGUAUUCCUCGGCCCGAUCUGCUACACAUCACCGGUAUUGGUCAUACGCUGAACAGCUCCCCGGGCAACGAACUGCCUCCUAAGUCGCCGACUCAAAUGGGCAUGGGCGGAGGAAUGGGAGGACCUGGACUUGGAGCAGGACUAACCGGCGCAUCAUCCAGCAAUGCUCGUGGAGGUAGCGACAACCGAUCCGGAUCAGAAAUACUUGACCGCCAGUCCACCGAUGUCAAGCUGGAGAAGAGUAACAUAAUCAUGUUGGGUCCCACGGGAUCUGGUAAGACGCUGAUCGCCCAGACGAUCGCCAAGUGCCUGGAUGUGCCCUUCGCCAUUUGCGACUGUACCACGUUAACACAGGCGGGCUAUGUGGGCGAGGACAUCGAAAGCGUAAUUUCAAAGCUUCUGCAAGAUGCCAACUACAAUGUAGAGCGCGCACAGACGGGUAUUGUUUUCCUCGACGAGGUGGACAAAAUCGGUGCCGUCCCCGGAAUCCAUCAGCUUCGUGACGUUGGCGGCGAGGGCGUCCAGCAGGGCAUGCUGAAAAUGCUCGAAGGCACAGUGGUCAACGUGCCGGAGCGCAACUCCCCGCGCAAGCUGCGUGGCGAGACGGUCCAGGUGGACACCACAAAUAUCCUUUUCGUGGCCUCUGGUGCCUACACAGGACUGGACAGGCUUAUCGCACGUCGUCUCAACGAAAAGUAUUUGGGUUUCGGCAUGCCAUCGACCAGCGGAUCUGGCCGUCGAGCAGCUCAAUCAGCCGCCAGUCCCAUGGACAACGACCAGGAGGAGCGUGAUAAAUGCCUGACCAAAGUGCAGGCUCGUGAUCUCGUUGAGUUCGGCAUGAUACCGGAAUUCGUUGGACGUUUCCCGGUCAUCGUUCCCUUCCACAGUUUGAACGUUAGCAUGCUGGUGCGCAUCCUAACCGAGCCGCGAAACGCUCUUGUGCCGCAAUAUAAGGCACUGUUGGGACUUGAUGAGGUGGAUCUUACAUUCACCGAGGAUGCUGUGAAGUCGAUAGCCCAGCUGGCGAUGGAAAGGCACACGGGAGCUCGUGGACUGCGCUCCAUAAUGGAACAACUGCUGCUGGAUCCCAUGUUCAUAGUGCCCGGUUCAGACAUUAGGGGUGUUCACAUAACCGCCGACUAUGUUAAGGGCAGCGCCACCCCCGAGUACAGCCGCGAUGCAGACGCCCCGGCAUCUGGGACUGUUGCCACGGAUUCCGAUACCACAACCGAUAAUGAUAAGAACUUUGAGAAUAGUGAGAAAGUACGACUAAAACAGUAAAUCAAACAGAGAUACCCACAUCCAAAGCCAACCAAAACAGAAAUCGAGACAACACUUGAACAAAAGAGAAAACAUUCAAUUCGCAACGCUUUCCGAAUUGCUUCUUCUUUGCAAAUUCUUUUGUCUUCUAUCCACUACUGUUCAGCUUGUUAAACUUGUCCAGCUGCUUAAUUUCGAAUCGUCAGCGCUAAUUUUUCGCAUAAACACAAUUUAAUGUUGAACCCUUAUGAUACUUUCAUUUGCCCACUCUAACAUGUAUAAUUUUUUAGUCUGGUUUAAAUGGUAAAUUGAUUGGUGCGUCGUAGAUCCCUUCCUCGAACCCAUCACUCUGUAAAAUAUGAACCGCUGAGGAGUGUAUACAUUUAUAAAUAAUGUCCUCAAUCCCCACAUGCAUCUGUGAUUCAUAAACGACGAGCAGCGCAAUCUUUUGAGCCCGAAGCAAUUGUAAGUGGAACAACAAAUCCUUAAGGGAUAUUUGAAUAAAUGCCACAGUUUCUUAAACAACACUAUUUUACACAAAUAUCGGAAAUCUGCAGUGUUGGCAUUGAUGUGGUCCAUUGGCGCUAGGAUCCUCUCUUGCAUAUACCAAUUAUAUAUACAAACGUAAACGUAUAUUUAGGCAAAUUUUUGCAUAGUCUAAAUUGAGUUUCUAAAUGAGUUCUUGUAGCGUUGUAACGAUGACAAGCGAGAAGCACGUUCUACUUUUAACUAAUUUAAGUUGAAAAACUAAUUUUUAAAACAAAAAAUAAAUAAAAAAAAUGAAAAAAUUUAAA
This is a messenger RNA of Drosophila sechellia, 3330 nucleotides long. It is a transcript of the gene ClpX, whose product is annotated as Caseinolytic protease chaperone subunit. Gene Ontology annotation, molecular function: zinc ion binding; ATP hydrolysis activity; protein dimerization activity. The record is from RefSeq and is a predicted model, not a curated record. Bases 536 to 2557 code for a protein of 673 amino acids. Lineage: Eukaryota; Metazoa; Arthropoda; Insecta; Diptera; Drosophilidae. Gene Ontology annotation, cellular component: mitochondrial matrix. The transcript has 5 exons. Gene Ontology annotation, biological process: protein folding.